Messenger RNA from Brassica napus (rape), 2799 nucleotides. RefSeq names its product probable disease resistance protein At5g66900. Lineage: Eukaryota; Viridiplantae; Streptophyta; Magnoliopsida; Brassicales; Brassicaceae. Gene Ontology annotation, biological process: defense response to fungus. The coding region runs from base 235 to 2700 and encodes 821 amino acids. Gene Ontology annotation, molecular function: protein binding; ADP binding. The record is from RefSeq and is a predicted model, not a curated record. The transcript is spliced from 5 exons.
UUAUCUUUUAACACAUGUGAAAUAUUGCUGAGGUAAUUGCGCGGCAAGUAGUAGGAAGAAACGGAUUUGCCAAAAGUCAACGACGACGACGGCAUUAGAUUUGCGAUUAAGCUUAAGCCCUUUCUUUCUUCUCGUCUCUCGUCUCUCGUCUCUCGUCUCUCUCUGUUAUCUUUAUCGUCGUUUUGGAAAAUCUCAGAGCAUAAAACCUUUUCAGAUCGUUUUAAGAAGAAUGAAAUGAACGCUGUGGCUGACUUGGCAUCAGGUUCUUUCGGGGGAGCUUUGGUCUCGGAGGCUCUGAAACUUGCCAUCGCCGAGGCAAAGAAGUACAAAUCAUUCAAACCCCUGUCCAAGGAUCUCGUCUCCACGAUGACCAGAUUGCUUCCCUUGACCCAAAAGAUCGAUUCCCUGCGAGACAAGCUAGACCACAGUUCCGGAGAGCUACAUGAACUCAGGGAUACCAUCGAACAAGCUCAUCUACUGAUUCACAAGUUUCAGAGCGUCCGGUUUUACAAUAAACCCAAAUACGCCAGAAAAAUCGAGAGGAUCAAUAAAGCUAUGGUCAAGUUCUGUGGCAUCGAUCUCCAGCUUCUUCAGUUUAGGGACCAGUUGGAUCUGUCCCUUGUGGUGGAGGGUUUGGGUAAGAGAAUGGACAGCUUGAGUGUUGCUCCUGCACUGCCUUUUUUUACGGAUCAUCUUUGCUCUGUUCCAAAGCUUGAUAAGUCCCCCUCCCCCGUUGGGUUGGACUGGCCUUUGAUGGAUCUUAACAAGAGAUUCAUUGACAAUCCUAAUGUGGAUACUCUCGUGGUCUCUGCUCCUCCCGGGUGCGGCAAGACCACCCUCGUUACUCACCUUUGCAACAAUGCACACGUCAAAAGGCAUUUCAAGCAUAUCUUGUUUAAUGUUGUCUCAAGUACUCCUAACUUCAGGACCAUUGUACAGAAUCUACUCCAGUACAACGGUCACGCUCCCCAAACGUUUGAGAACGAUACUCAAGCAGCCGUUGCCUUGAGAAAACUGCUGGAGAAACUCAUUGAAGACGGUCCUGUACUGCUGGUGUUGGAUGAUGUCUGGCAGGGAGCUGAUUCUUUCCUUGAGAAGUUCCGUAUUAGCAUUCUGGGUAACUAUAAAGUUUUGGUGACUUCUAGGUCUGAGUUUCAGAGCUUUGGCCCCACUUAUUAUCUGAAACCUUUGGAAUAUGAAAAUGCAAGAGCCCUUCUCGUUCAAUGGGCAUCACCGCGUAACAACGCCUCUCCAGAUGAGUACGAACAUCUUCUCAAAAAGAUAUUGAAACGUUGCAAUGGAUUCCCAAUCGUAAUUGAAGUAAUUGGCCGUUCACUCAAUGGAAGAUCUCUAAAUACAUGGAAAGGGCAGGUGGAAAGCUGGUCUCAAGGGGAAACAGUUCUUGAUAGUCCUCCUCAGCCUACUGUGCUUGAAUGUCUCCAGCCUAGCUUCAAUGCCUUGGAACCCACUCUUCAGAAGUGUUUCAUGGACAUGGGCUGCUUUCUUGAGGACCAAAAGAUACGCGCUUCUGUCCUAAUUGACAUAUGGAUGGAACUAUACUGUAAAAGUAGGAGUAGUAGCAGUACCGUGUGCAUGAAGUACCUUGAAGACCUUGCCUCCCAGAAUCUACUUAAACUUGUUCCUCUCGGAAAUGAGCAGGAAGAGGGUUUCUACAAUGAGUAUUUAGUCACUCAACAUGAUAUCCUCAGGGAGCUGGCUAUCCAUCAAAGCGGAUUAGAAGCAUUCUUGGAAAGAAAAAGAUUAAAUUUGGAGAUAAGAGAGGCUCAAUUUCCAGACUGGUGUUUGAAUCAAAUGGAACCUAUUAUCAUCAAUGCCUCUCUCUUGUCUAUCUCUACAGAUGAUUUGUUCUCAUCGAAUUGGAUUGAAAUGGAAUGUCCCAAUGUCGAGACUUUGAUUCUCAACAUCUCUUCACAAAACUUUGCAUUACCGAGCUUCAUUUCUGGAAUGAAGAAGCUAAAGGUUCUGAUAAUCACAAACCACGGUUCUUAUCCAACAAGACUGACCAGAUUCUCGUGCCUCAGCUUAUUACCAAACCUGAAACGGAUCAGACUGGAGAAAGUUUCAGUCACUUCGCUGGACAUUCUCCACUUGCUGCUCGUCAGUCUGAAGAAGUUGUCUUUGGUUAUGUGUAGCUUCGGUGAGGUUUUCUACGACAUUGAAGAUGAAACAAUAGAUGUCUCUAGAGCUCUUCCUAGUUUACAGGAGAUCGACAUAGACUAUUGCUACGAUCUUGAUGAGUUGCCGUAUUGGGUCUGUGAAGUUGUUUCGUUGAAGACACUUAGCAUCACGAACUGUAACAAGCUCUCUCUACUUCCUGAGGCUAUAGGAAACUUGAGUAGUCUACAAGUGUUGAGGCUGAGUUCUUGUAUUAAUCUCUCUGAGCUGCCUGAAACGGUGGAGAGACUCGGGCAAUUGCAGUUUCUGGAUAUUUCGCAUUGCUUAGGACUGAGAAAGUUGCCUCUAGAGAUUGGGAAGCUGCAGAAGCUGAAGAAGAUGUCGAUGAGGAAAUGUUGGAGAUGCGAGCUGCCGGACUCAGUGAGGAGUCUAGAGGGCCUGGAGGUGAAAUGCGAUGAAGAAACUGGGUUGGUCUUGUGGGAAAGGUUGAAGCCGAAAAUGAGAAGCUUGAGAGUUCAUGUGGAGGAAAUAGAGCAUAAUCUGAACUUACUUCAUAUGUUUUAAUGUUUGUAUGUGUCUUGUUAUUCAAGAUGGUCCCAAGGUAAAUAGAAGAAAUGUUGUAUGCUUCUGUUUUUAUUAAUAAAUAGAAUAACUUUCACACUA